AUGGCUCUCUUUACUCCUACGAACCAAAAACGGUUGACUAACAUAUCUGUAGUUCGCCUUAAAAAAGGUGGUAAUCGUUACGAGUUGGCAUGUUACCCAAACAAAGUGCAAGCUUGGCGAGACAAGCUUGAAACAAAUUUAGAUGAAGUUUUACAGGCUCAUUGUGUCUUCACGAAUGUCUCAAAAGGUCAGUUCGCUAACAAAAAGGAAAUGUAUGUGCAUUUUUGCACAGAAGAUGAAAGACAAAUAAUAAAGACAAUACUAGAACAUGGAGAAUUACAACUCACAGAAAAGGAACGCCUUGUAGGACAACAGGCUUUGUUUAGAGAUGUGGCUAAAAUAGUGUCUGAAAGAUGCGUAAACCCUGAAAACAACCGGGCAUACACUGUCACGAUGAUAGAGAAGAUGAUGAAAGAUUGUCACAUAUCCCUAAAGGCUAAUAAAAGUGCUAAACAGCAUGCUUUAGAGGUAAUUAAACAGUUACGGUCGGCUCCUGGAUUUAAAAUUGCUCCUUCAAUGAUGGAAGUGAAUAUUACCAUACAGAAAGACUCAUGUGAACCUGUUAUCGAGAGACUUUUGCAACUAUGCAAUGAUAUCAUACAACAAAGUGAAUCAUCCGAUGGACUUUACGACUUGACCGCUGUUGUUGAACCUGAGAAAUAUGGCUCUAUCGAAACACUUCUCCACAACGAAAUAAAGGGUAAAUAUUCCAUAGAAAUUUCCGAUGGUACGAAGUGUAGUCACAAAGGACUCACAAAUUUAAACUCUGCUUUAACAGUAAAAACAGAAGUUGGGGAAAGAAAAGUUGUGAAAAAUGUUCCAGAUAAAAAUGUUUCAUCUCAGUUGAAUGACAACAGGAUUACUCAGUCAUCUGAAGCCUCAGUUUCUGUUGAAAAGAAAGGCAAAAAUACGUCCAAGAGAAAGAAUAAAAAAGGUUCCAAACAACUGCAGUUCUGUGAACAAGGAUUUAUUGAUAACAUUAUUGUUUUAAACUUUUGUGACGAUUACAAUAAGUAUAAUUACAACAUGAGUUUACUAAAAAAUGUUCAUCAUGUUCGAUUCGCUACCAAAAGUUUAUGGCAGACUUGUAAAACACUAAUAAAAGGUUUCGGUUUCACGCUCCACUGUUUGUUCAAAUGCGGUUCAGAAAUAAAUCUAGUGCUAAAAAGUAAUCAAUCGGUAAUAAUGCUUAGCGAAAUCAAAACAUUGUCCAGUGUUCAUCACCCAUUUAAGUACCAUUCAGAAAUCAGUAACUGGUGUACAAAACGUGAUGGACCAUGUGACAUUGCUUUAGAAGUAGUUGACGUGUAUGAAGUUUGUGAAAGGGUUUCCCGGUUUUCUGGGUUUGAGAACAUUCUUUUGGAACCUACUACUUAUGCUGAUUAUGACGGAAAAAUUGUUUUAGGAGUAAUCAAGUCAUGUGUUGGGGAUUUGCUUCAUACGAUUGUUGACUCGUCACAGUAUAAAGGCUUGUUUUUGCCUGGAUACACAUCGGGACAGAGUGCAAAUGAUGACUUAAAGGAAGCACUAAAUAACAAUGGAUCGAAUCCCAAUUCUUUUGUGAAAUAUACUGACCAUAUAGCAAUCGCUGGGGAUAUUGGAGAUUCAGAUACUUUUAUGAAUUGGUACAAAACAGUAUUUGGAAUGAAACGCAUAUUCAUUAAUAUACAGGAUGAUGAAUCCCAAGGGUUUAUAGUAAAGUUCAAAAAUACUGGAAUGAUUUUGAAGGCAGUUUGUCAUAAAGAUCCAACUUCGAAUUCUGAUUAUCGUAAUGCAUGCAAAUUUGUCUUUGUUGAGCCCACAAAAGAUUCAGAACCUAGUCAAGUGUCUCGAUUUCUACAAGCUAAUUCAGGUCCAGGCUUACAACACAUGGGACUCGCCAUUGAUAACAUUAUAGAUGUAGCAGCUACCUGUCAUCAAAAUGGUAUAAAAUUUAUCACUGCUCCAGACGUCUAUUAUGAAGCUUUAUCUCAGCGUAUCAACUUGAAAGAAUUUUCUUUGGAUUUAGAAAAACUUAAAACAACUGGCAUACUUGUAGAUAAAGAAUUAAACAAUGAAGGUUAUCAAAUAGGAAGUCUACUACAAAUAUUUACUGAACCAUUGUUUCAGAAAGAUGGGUUUUUCAUGGAAUUAAUUGAACGUCGUAAUCAGUCAACUGGUUUCGGUGAAAAUAAUAUCAAUGCUUUAUGGGAAGCAUUGGAAAUAUCACAAACAUUGUAA
This is a messenger RNA of Schistosoma bovis, 2220 nucleotides long. NCBI's taxonomy places the organism in Eukaryota, Metazoa, Platyhelminthes, Trematoda, Strigeidida, Schistosomatidae. The record is from the annotation of a GenBank genome assembly.